AUGAUAAACCUUACCCCAGAAGUCAUUCUAUCCUGGCCGACACCAAACUAUGUCAAUCCUGAGACACGCGGACUGACGUUGGCAGCUGUUAACCACACCUUUCUUGCGCUUUGUAUUAUUUUAGUUGCUCUUAGACUCUAUACACGCAUUUGGAUCGUCCGCUGGUUUGGAUUAGAUGAUGUUUUUAUUGCCAUUGCAUUGAUUCUGAGCAUAGGAGUCAACGUUGGUACGUACAUUGGCAGUUCAAAGUAUGGAUGGGGUCGUCAUAUAUGGGAUAUACCAUUGGAUUGGGCGAUACCUUCACUGAAAACCGCGUAUGCGACAAGGCUGUUCUUUAAUCUCUCUGCCAAUGCGACAGCGCUGUCCCUACUCGUCUUCUAUUAUCGUCUUAUUGAUCAGGCGAAUAUCCGAUGGUUCAGCUACGCACUUUGGAGCGUCUUUGCAUUCAACCUGAUCACUUGGUUUAUCUUCUUCAUGGCCCAGGUCCUGAUAUGCAUACCUGUUCAAGCAGCCUGGGCAAUAAUAAAGCCCGAGACCGCUAAAUGUAUCGAUGAAGGCGUUUGGACUAUCGUUGGAGGCAGUCUCAAGACAUUCGUCGACCUUCUUGUCACAACUUUGCCAAUCCCUCUGAUACUAAAGAUGAAUAUGAACAAGGCUCAGAAAUAUGGACUAGCAUUUCUACUGGGAUUGGGUUAUGUUGUCACGGCUGCUGGCGCUCUACGGACAUACUACAGCUGGAGAGUCUACUACGAGCCGAGCUACGAUUACACAUGGGAACAGUUUCCUGCGUUCGUUUCUAGCGCGGUAGAGAACAACCUUUCUGUGAUCUGUGCAUGCAUACCAACCCUCCGGCCUCUGUUUGCGCCGAUCUUCGGCCCACCGCUCAGUUUCAUUCAGUCCAAGAUCCAUAGCAUCAAAAAAGCCGGAACCGGCCGCGACGUAACUGGAUUGUCGGCAGCAGAUAGCUCGAAACAAUCUUCGACAUUAAAGGCUGGGAACGCUGACCCUGCCGCGGCGAGUGACCGGAAACUGAUUAUUCAGAAGCGGGAAUCAUUCGAGCUCAAAGACACUCGGUUUGAGGUCGGAGAUCUGGAGGCAGCCCAGUGGGGUCGGACUAGAUUUUACUGA
Eremomyces bilateralis CBS 781.70 is the source of this 1128-nucleotide messenger RNA. RefSeq lists its product as uncharacterized. The record is from RefSeq and is a predicted model, not a curated record. The coding region runs from base 1 to 1128 and encodes 375 amino acids. The transcript is spliced from 5 exons. Lineage: Eukaryota; Fungi; Ascomycota; Dothideomycetes; Eremomycetales; Eremomycetaceae.